AUGGAUCAAAGAUUGGUGGAUGUUUGUGAAGCAGGAGAUAUUGAUCGUUUCUAUUCACUAAAUCCGGACCUUGAAAGAAUCGAUCAAAUCCCAUUUGUUGAUACUCCAUUACAUAUAACUGCAUCAGCUGGAAAGCCUCAACUUAGUAUUGAAAUCCUAAGCUUAAAGCCUUCAUUUGGUAGAAAGCCGAACUCUGAUGGUUUAAGCCCUUUGCACUUAGAUCUACGAAAAGAACAUGUUGAGAUCGCGAAGCGACUCAUCAAGCAUGAUCCUCAACUCAUUCAUUAUGUAUCAGAAACAGAAAAUGUCUAUCUUUUAGGGGAAUUUCUAUAUUCUUGCCCUGCAUCAAUCAAGGACUUGACACUUCGCGGUGAGACUGCUUUGCAUGUUGCUGUCAAAUCCAGCAAGUUAAAUAGUGUCAUAGUUUUACUGGGAUGGAUCCAAAGGACAAACAAUAGAGAGAUUCUUAAGUUGAAAAAGGGAAUACUGUUCUGCAUACUGCUGUGUCCACAAAUCAACUCCAGGUUCGUGAUUUUUUAA
This is a messenger RNA of Capsicum annuum, 540 nucleotides long. RefSeq names its product ankyrin repeat-containing protein BDA1-like. Lineage: Eukaryota; Viridiplantae; Streptophyta; Magnoliopsida; Solanales; Solanaceae. The record is from RefSeq and is a predicted model, not a curated record. The transcript has a single exon. The coding region runs from base 1 to 540 and encodes 179 amino acids. Gene Ontology annotation, molecular function: protein binding.